GAGGAGGCACGGGUUUUUGCAGGCCUCAUUUUCAAGCACAGAGAGCCAAAGCGGUCGAUACAGUGGUCAUAGACGACUGUACGCAGGCAUUUUCGAUCACUGCAAAAGGUGCGCGCCACAGCUCCUCGCGCCAAGGCCGUAGCAGCGCAGCCACACAGAGCAGCACACAAUGCAUUUGUAGCACACAUGCACGCCACGCUGGGGGCGACGCUGGUCGCCGCAGCAACCGCCUACACGCUGGAACCGUAUACAAUACACAACAACAACCUAGAGCGCGCAACUUAUAACAAAACGAAGGCCCGCGGCGGCACAUACGACCCGAAAGCAUCAAUACAUUGGGUGCCGCAAGCGACAGACGACACGAGCGAAGCGUACCACGCCGCCCAGACCUUUUCCACCGAUAGAAAAGCGUCCCUCGAAUUUGUCCACAUUCAUAAAUGUGGAGGGAUGACCUUCAAUCGCGUGGCACCACGUUUUGUGUGCGGGACCUCCAACUGCCGCAACAGUACGUGCUGCGUCGUGCGGCCCCACAAUCCGUCUUUGUAUGAAUUGGAGUACAGACCGAGGUACGGUGCUGCUUUUGAAGAGCUCGACGCCUAUCGACUGCCCUGGUCAACACCACACGUGUACAAGGCGGCGAUGGCGCGCGAACCUUUUUCGAGGUAUCGUUCGGAGGUCGGCUUCGAGUGUUCCUACAAGCACGCGGGAAGGCCGCCUUCCUACGGCGAAGCGUUACGUCUACCCUACUGGCGAUGGCACGCGCAACGCAACCGCAUCAGUCAAGGUUUAGUUCAUGGCGCCGUGCUCAGUAAUAGUGGAAGGACGGGAGCCGCGUUCGCGGGGUUGAGAAAAGAGGCGAUGGAGGACGGGCUGCGGGCGUUCGCGUUUCUCGGAAUCGUCGAAGCGUAUGACGCGUCGCUCUGUUUGCUGGCGCGGACCGUCUCUCCUCAACAUGUCUGUGAAGCCUGCUGCGCGCAUGCCAAACAUCCCGUCGUGAAUGGUAAUACGAAUGGAAGCUGCGUCGCGCCGUCGACGAAAGAAGACGAAGCGCUGUACGCGUCGAUGCACGCCGCCGACGCCCAGGUCUAUGAGGUCGUGAAGCGCAUUUUUGAGCAGCGCUGGCGCCGCGCGAUGCGCGAGGGCUGGGGUGGCACUCCACAAAAGUGCGGUUGUGAGUUCGUGGCGGGUCCUUGUUUGAGAGAUGCCUAUGGCCGCUGCAUCCCGUCGGAUUGCGAGUCGUACCACGACGGCUGCAACACGUGCUCCAUACAAAACGGCCGCCUCGACGCGUGCACGGAGAAGUUCUGCGAGAAGCCAGGGCCGCCGCGGUGCCUCGAUGUCGUGGGCGGCCCGACGGGCGACAAGGAGCAGGACGCCUGCUGCGGCGGCGGGUCAAGUUGCGGCUACGUUUAUGUGGAAGGCAAGGGCUGCGUCCACGUCACUGAUGCGUGUCUGAAGGACGCCUAUGACCGCUGCAUACCAGAAAAUUGCGCGUCCUACUUCGACGGGUGCAACACGUGUUCGGUCGGCGCGAAGGGACUUGGGUGUACGUUGAUGUACUGCGAAACGCCUAGCGAACCGAAAUGCCUCGACGCCGACGACAGACCGCGUCUCCCGCUCUGGGUCGUCGGAGCCGUCCUGUUAGGUGCGCCGCUCUGGUGCGUCUGCGCCGUACCGCUGCUGGCGUGCCUCGGGAACUGUCUCUUCGGGGAUUCAUGGAGGUUCGCGGCGCGCCGGCGGCGCGUCCCGGAGACGUAGACUCGUCCUGUCGCGCCGCCAACAUUCCCGCGGGCCUCAGCCAACGUCGUGGACCACCGUCGCUGCUCUGCACCGUCCGAGCGCCCGGCCGAAUCGUGAAGCCGCGUCGUCUACCCCGCCAGCACGCCAUCGCCGCGAAGUACUACUGUAACAUGUGU
Pelagomonas calceolata is the source of this 1916-nucleotide messenger RNA. Lineage: Eukaryota; Pelagophyceae; Pelagomonadales; Pelagomonadaceae. The record is from the annotation of a GenBank genome assembly.